AUUACUCCGGAUGUUGUUCUGUGUCGCUGUUGUAUUUCCGGUGUCAUCAGUGGACCUACUCAUAGACCCGCCACCGUGGAGCCUUUAUAUUUAUAUUCACACGUCCAUGAACCAGACACGAUACUGGGUUUGGACAAAUAGCACAUUUGCUUGGAAACAGUUGUCUUUCUUUAAGUUGUGUUUGUUGCCUCUGCGACCCGCUGAACACCGACAUGUACCGGCCCGGUAAACCCACACACGGGCCGCCGCCGUACGGUCCUCCACCCCCCCACGGUCCUCCGUUCAGACCCGGAGGGCCCUGUAGUCUUCCUCCGCCUGGACACCUGACACCUGCACCCUGCGGACCAUAUGCGGCCUCAGCACCGGAGAGCCAUUUCCUCCACAACCGGCCACCGAGAGGACACUUCAUCAGUCCCCACUGUAGCAGCUUCUCCAUAGACCGUAGUACAGUGAUUGCUUUGGGAGGCAGCCAGCAGAUCGUCCCUCCUGCACGACCACCGCACAUUCAGGUCCCACAGUGGAAUCCCCCUCCUGUGGAACAUCAUCCUCCAGACAGCAGUGACCAAGCUGGUGAGGAAUUCCUAAGAUGCAUUGCAGCCAACAAGCCUCUCCCAGACUAUCUCAAAGGGAACAUGGCAUACAACCUGGCUGAAGCAUUUAAGUCGGCUAAUGUCCUGAAAGAAGCCAUCAAAUCAGACCCUCAGUUCCAGAAGCAUGUGACCAAGAGUAAGAGCCGUAGUCGAGAGCGUGGCAAAUCUCGAGCCAAGAGCCGUAGUCGAAGCCGUGGCAAAUCUCGAGCCAAGAGCCGUGGGCGAAGCAAAAGCCGGCCACCCAGCCGAAGCAGAGGAAGGAGUCAUGCUCGUGGCAAAAGCAGGGCGAGAAGCAAAAGCAGGCCGAGAAGCAAAAGCAGGGCGAGGAGCAAAAGCAGGGCGAGGAGCAAAAGCAGGGCUCGCAGUAGGAGUCGUAGCCAGAGCCGAAGCAAGAAGAAGAGUAAUGUACGGAGCAAGAGCCGGGUCAGGAGGUCCAAGUCUCGGAGUAGCAGUGGUGAAAAGAGCCAUGGCAAAGACAAAAAGAGAAAGAGGAGCCCCAGCCACAGCCAGAGCAGCAGUAACAAUCUGACAGGGAAUAGUCUGUUAGAAGGACUGAAGCUGGUCAUGAACAGCAAAGAACUGGAAGAGCGGUUGCCCACCCUCAAAGAUGCCAUCCUCACUAUUCAGGCGUCAGAGUGUGUGCCUGAUGAGCACAGACAUCAGCAACAUGACAGUAAGGAGAAUUCAACGUCAUUGGAAAAUGACAGUAUGCUCCUUCCCCACGACCGAGUAGGCAAUGACUUCUCUUGGCUCCAGGCGCAAAGUCCGGAGGACUCUGCAGCCCUGAAGGCUGAUGAGCUUGAAGAUGAAGAGUCGUUUUUAUACGGGAAUGAAGAAACUGGAGGAAAACAAGCCAAUAAAUCCUCUACCACACUUUUUCCAUCAUUUUCCCAGACUGGAGAACAUGCCAAACUACAGGAAAUGGCAAGUUCAGGCAGUCAAAAACAUCAUCAGAACAAGUCCAUAUUCAGUAGCUUUGGGGAUCCGCUUGACCAGAAGCAACCCCUUCAGAUGACUUCCUCAAACUUAGCCCUGACCAAUCUGGACAGCAGUGAGUGUGAGAAGAUCAAGAACAUACUAAAAAGUCUGGGCACAGCAGAUGUCAGCGACUUCAUGGUUAAGAUGCAGGGGCAAAAGGAGGGGAAGCAGCUGUCAACGGCACUUCCUGAUUCAGACCAAACAGCCGCAGGUUUAGCAUUACCAGCACUGAGUAACCCCAACGUACGGCAAGCUCUGGAGUCUCUGCAGUCACUGAUCAAAGCGACAAAGGACAAGCGUGAAAAUAGGGACGGCAGUAGCUCAUCUCAGAAAUCCUCUGAUAAACACAAGGCAGGUGACAAUGAGGACAGGAAGAAAGACAAACAAGGCAGAAUAACUAAAAUGGAGUCCUUGAUGAGAGAACUGGAAGGACUGUUGAAACAGGAUGGAUUGAGUUUCCUGACGCCAGUAAUUGGGUUUUACUGCCAGAAAUGUGAGGAGUUCAUUGGAGAUUUGAAUAGUGCUGAAAACCACGCAUCCAUCCACCGCCAUAGUAACUCCAGCAGUCAAAAAGGGAAGUUGGACAGGCAUGCUGAAGACUGCAAGGGACAUUCGCACCAUGUCCGCAACAGCUCUCAGCACCCACCCCCCUCAGACAAGAGAGAUCACAGGGACCACGGUUACCAUAGAGAUCCAGGAGACAACAGGAAUCACAGAGACUGCCAACGAGACUGGAGGGACGAAAGAGAUCACAGAAGCAAACCCAACGAUGACGGCAGGAGCCACAGGGCCGGGCAGGAAAACAUCUCCUUGCCGGAAAGGAUGAGCAAGGAGAGGAUGCUCAUAACGGUGUCCCGUGGAGUGACACCUCCUCCAAAUGUCAGGGUCAAGGAGGAAGUGAACAAGGAGCACACCGUAGGAAGCCAUAGCAAAGGCAAAGUGGAAGACACAGACAGCAAGGGGAAAUCAUCCAAGAGCAGCAGAGAAAAAGUUGACAAAGAAAAAGAUGAAAGCAGUGAUGGUAGUGACGAUGGCAAAGGAAAAACGCCAAAAGCAAAAGUGUCUAAAAAGAAAAAGAAGAAGGAGAAAAAGAAGAAGAAGGAGAAGGAGAAGUCCUAAUUGUUGUAUUAUGUUUGUCUCUAGUCUGAUCCCUGAGGUGAUGCUGGCAGCUUGUUCCCAUUACACUUGUGGGAACCUUCUCGUUGUUUCUUUCUCUCAUCCCAGUUAGUUAUUUUGUCAUUGAUGUGAUCAGAAGAAGGAGGCAGAACUCAAGGAUCGAUCAUCAUUGUGCUUAAAGGAAAAGGCUGAGUUGUUAGGACCAUAGUCAAAAGUGAAGGUAAAUAUCAAUUAUAUCUUUGUGCAUCUGGUACAGAGAUGGGUCUUACCUAUAGUAUAGUUAGCACCAUUAUUGGAAGCGGCAGGAAGUUAUGAAUUCUUGGAGGUGUAAUUCCCCACCCUCGAUAGAGCUGCUUCCAUUGUUUGUGCCAACUAUGGCCUAGAGCAUCCUCUACUGAUCUCUACUGGACACACACAGAUUAUAUUGAUAUGUUCAUGUAUGGUUAAGUAUGCCCUCACUUCUUGCUUUCAUGUUUGAAUUCAAUGUUUGAAUUAUUUUUGUACACAAACUCAUCUUUCUCAGUACCAUUGCUACUGUGUGCAUAUUUUCCAACGACCAACUGCAUUAUAGUGUUAGAAAUGUGAUAUGUGUGUAUGUCGCAGUUAGUUCCAUUUUCUUACUCGUCUGCAUUUUUAUCUGAAAUACAAGAUUAAACAGAA
Sebastes umbrosus (honeycomb rockfish) is the source of this 3344-nucleotide messenger RNA. RefSeq names its product E3 ubiquitin-protein ligase RBBP6. The coding region runs from base 213 to 2687 and encodes 824 amino acids. Gene Ontology annotation, biological process: negative regulation of DNA-templated transcription; positive regulation of DNA-templated transcription. Lineage: Eukaryota; Metazoa; Chordata; Actinopteri; Perciformes; Sebastidae. Gene Ontology annotation, cellular component: nucleoplasm. The transcript is spliced from 8 exons. The record is from RefSeq and is a predicted model, not a curated record.